This is a messenger RNA of Mya arenaria, 3325 nucleotides long. RefSeq lists its product as uncharacterized. Lineage: Eukaryota; Metazoa; Mollusca; Bivalvia; Myida; Myidae. The transcript has 8 exons. Gene Ontology annotation, molecular function: transmembrane transporter activity. Gene Ontology annotation, biological process: transmembrane transport. The record is from RefSeq and is a predicted model, not a curated record. Bases 223 to 1653 code for a protein of 476 amino acids.
GCAAUCGAUACACUCUUUACUCACUUGUAUCUCUAAAGAGUUAAACUAAAAAUGCUUUAAUUGCUGCCUAGUAUACAUUCGAUGACAAACUCUUCAUUAUUGCAAGUUUAAACGCGUCGCUAAAUUGGAAACAUUAGUCGACAUAAUCAUUUCAAGUCUUCACUAUAGACAAAAUCAGUUCGAGGUGAAAGUAGUACUGCUGAUGCACAACUGAAUGUGAUCAUGACGGGAGAUAACGCUGAGCGAGUAACUGAGGCGACGGUUGGGGAGUACACUGUAGAUGUUCCAGCGGAAGGAAGCACAGUUGAAGACCCACCAAACGGGGGUUUUAGGGCAUGGCUGGUAGUGAGUUUAUCUGCAGCGAUAAACUUUAUGUUGGCAAUAAUUGUGCUGCUGAUUGGUUUUGGCUUGUUAAUUACCACCGGCUCUGAAGAAGACAUAGAUUUGGAUGAAGAUGAAAGAACAGAAAUAUUUGAGCACUUUACGAACUUGUCGAAUGCUUAUAGUAUAUUUGCAGCGUUGUUUAUGGUACGAUAUGGCUACCGAAAGACAGUUGUGUUCGGUGCUCUAGUGUUUGCAUGCACACUCCUCGUUCUUGCUAACGUUAGGAAGGAGGCCAAAGAUUUCAUCAAGUUGUGUUUUUACUGUCCCGCAGCGAUGGGUUCAAGCUUCAUUUUACUGGGAUCUUUGAUUCCUGUGCUGGAAUAUUUUUCUACGAAGCGGAGGCGGGCACUCCUUAUUGUCAGAGUAUGCACCUACAUGGCGCAGUUAUUAGCUGCCGGAUUGUUUUUUGCGGAUAAAAUAAGGGAUUCAUUUUACUGGAGGACGGCAUUUUUAGGCGCCAUGGCACUGUGUGUUGGUAUCGGUAUUCUAGGAAUGUUUCUGAAAGACUUGAAGUUGACUAUGAACGAAAGUCCAUCACGUAACACCAAGAUAAGUUUUGUCCAGCGAGCCCUCGGCGUGCAUGUUCUGGCUUUGUUCAAAAACGGCUUGUUUUAUGGCCUCAUUUCGCUGUUCUUCUUCUUUCAAUUAGGAGCUAAUCCACUGGACUCUGUCUUUCAAGACAACGACUUUCAAGAGCAUAUCGGAGCUACAUCGUCUAUAGGCACAACCAUUGCUUAUGCGUUAGUUCCUUUCAUCGGGCUCAUAUUAGGUUCUUUGUUAGCCUGGAUACUUAACAAAGUUGCUGCCUACCCAAGCGAAGAGUUUCCGUUGUUUAGAAUGAUUGCCAUCUUAGUUGGCGGCGCGAGUUUUGUUCUCGGGGUUGCUAGUUUCAUUGCCACGAAUGCAACGUUUGGCUACGGUUUCACAUUCAGGCUUCUCUACGCGAUAUGUAUAGCCUACAUUGACAUGCUACGAGAUGAUUCUAUCCCUAAAAUGUUUGGACCAACCAACACCCGCGUGGUCGAGGGAUUCGUGCUUCUUGUGGUCGGUGUUGCUGGUAUCAUCGCCACUGAAAUCACAGGAGACAUAGACGAAUGGCAAUAUGAUUUCGUCUUCUGUGGAGCCAUGCUCCUUUUGACGGCGAUAGGAACUGGUGUCAUUUUGGUCCUCGUGCUCUUUGUUUUUGACAAAGGUAACCGGGUCAGGCCGCUAGCAGCAAGUGGCAACUCGAGAUGUUUCCCACAAUCAUCACCGAAUCAUGCCGGGUAAUGCGGCGUUUAGCCGUUGAUAAAGCUGAAUAAACUGAUUACGUUUGACAUUUGGCAAUACGCUUUGAUUGGUUUCACAAAACUUAACAAAUAUUGAAAAAGCUGUUUUAAGUCUGAAUAUGUUGAAUAUGUGCCAGCGUGUUAUAUUAUCUUGAAAAACAACAACAACAACACGUGUAUAAGUCAGACAAUCAGAAGGAUACCCUGUGCCUUAAGACCCUGUGUAUUUGAUAUUCAAUUCUUGUUACACUUUUUUUUGGAUGAACUUAUUUUUGGAAACUAAUUUAGAUUAAAAUUAUCUGUCUUUGAAUAUGCUCACCUCUCAACCAAACCUCACAUGCACGCAAUGAUGCAUGUAUUAUGCUGCUUGUAUUAUGCUGCUAAAGACUGCUAACAUGCACGCAAGGAUGCGUUUAUUAUGCUGCUUGCAUUAUACUGCUAAGGACUGCUUACAUGCACGCAAGGAUGCAUGUAUUAUGCUGCUAAAGACUUCUAAGACAAGCCAACAGUUUUCAUACAUCAGCCUCCAUCUGACCUCUUUUCCAGAAUAUAUUGAUAUCAUUUUUUCUGCUUUGCUAGUGGUUGAAGCGGUAUCCAUAUCCCAUUUCUUCUGCUUUGCGAGUGCUUGAAGCGGUAUCUAUAUAUAUUGUUUCUGUUUUGCUAGCGGUUGAAGCUGUAUUGAUAUCCCUUUCUUCUGCUUUGCUAGUGGUUGAAGCUGUAUUGAUAUCCCUUUCUUCUGCUUUGCUAGUGGUUAAAGCUGUAUUGAUAUCCCUUUCUUCUGCUUUGCUAGUGGUUGAAGCUGUAUUUAAUAUCCCUUUCUUCUGCUUUGCUAGUGGUUGAAGCUGUAUUGAUAUCCCUUUCUUCUGCUUUGCUAGUGGUUGAAGCUGUAUUUAUAUCCCCUUCUUCUGCUUUGCUAGUGGUUGAAGCUGUAUUGAUAUCCCUUUCUUCUGCUUUGCUAGUGGUUGAAGCUGUAUUGAUAUCCCCUUCUUCUGCUUUGCUAGUGGUUGAAGCUGUAUUGAUAUAUAUUUCUUCUGCUUUGCUAGUGGUUGAAGCUGUAUUGAUAUAUCUUUCUUCUGCUUUGCUAGUGGUUGAAGCAGUAUUGAUGUAUAUUUCUUCUGCUUUGCUAGUGGUUGAAGCUGUAUUGAUGUAUAUUUCUUCUGCUUUGCUAGUGGUUGAAGCUGUAUUGAUGUAUAUUUCUUCUGCUUUGCUAGUGGUUGAAGCUGUAUUGAUAUAUAUUUCUUCUGCUUUGCUAGUGGUUGAAGCUGUAUUGAUAUAUAUUUCUUCUGCUUUGCUAGUGGUUGAAGCAGUAUUGAUAUAUCUUUCUUCUGCUUUGCUAGUGGUUGAAGCUGUAUUAAUAUAUCUUUCUUCUGCUUUGCUAGUGGUUGAAGCUGUAUUGAUAUAUAUUAUAUGUUUUCCGGUAGUUUAUAGAGAUUUAUCAGUGAAAUAAAAAUGAAAUUUCAAACAUUUUAAUAACAUUUUGAUAUUUUUCACGGUUUUGAAAUUUUAGCCCGCUCUCAAUUCCAAAUCAAACGUCGGUGCACAUAUGACUGGGACACAAAUUCAACGACGUCAUUUCCGAAAUGACGUUACGUUCGCAUACAAAUUGGUGCCCAAUAAACUACAAUAAUCUGUCAUCAAAAUCCUUUUUAGGCAUAUAAUAAAAAGGAAAAAAU